Molecule: messenger RNA, 837 nt
Organism: Paramuricea clavata
Lineage: Eukaryota; Metazoa; Cnidaria; Anthozoa; Malacalcyonacea; Plexauridae
Source: the annotation of a GenBank genome assembly
AUGGAGUCGUUCAUCGAUAAUAUGCUUGGAUCAGAAGUCGAUAAAAAGGCCGUAAGCGCUGCCGUGCGUUUAUUAGAAAAUCAGCUAGUGUCCCCAUCGGAUGGCCGUUUGUCCGGCGCAAAAUAUACGACGAAUAGUUUGCCACAUUCAAUUGAUUCAAAGCGUUCAAAUCAAGUUUCGGCCUCAAGCAAUUCGCGCCAAAUUGCAACAGGUUCACCAACUGUCACUGGAAAGUCAUCGUAUAACAGUAAUUCUCGAAGCAAUUUUUGUUCCAGUACACCAAACAUCUCACCAAUACCGGUUGUAACAUCGACCGUUUUACCAGAUGGAAAUCGCAGUACGAGGGGGCAAUUUAUAUCUCGCGCCAAAUUGGUGUCAACUGCUAUGUCGGUACCAAGGACCAACACACCACAAAUAACAGUUCAGUCGCCGCAAAUUCAUAGUAUGCAGCAAAGUGGGUCGACCCAAAGGAGGACUGCAAUUAAACAAGAACAAACGUCAUCAAAGCAGCCACCUGCAUUAUUAAACAACCAGCAUAUACCUGGAAAACCUGUCUUGAACCAUGCAAUGGUUAUGAGAAAUAAAUUUGCAAAAACAAUUGCAAAUCAUUUACCACAAAGUACAGCGAUUAAAUCAGUGAGUACAAUUCUAACUCAGCACAGCAAUACGACAGCUGUCCAAAACUAUGCUACAGCAAUACAAGCACAGUGGGUUAGUAAUCGAACAAAGGAACGAGCUGCGAAGUUAGAAUCAUUCUUUACAAGGUUAAUAACCUUAGCGACUAGUAUAUCACCAGAGAUUGGUAAAUAUGUUCAGGAACUUAUAAAGGCUCUUGUG